GCACCAAACGUCAGGCGCAUAACCACAUGGAUCGGAAGGACAGUUGGCCGGACAUCACCAUAAUCUUCACGAAAGACGCGGCCGAAUGGGACGAAUACCUGACGGAGUGUUUCACCCAAAUGAUCGACAGCCCGUCGGGGGGCCAGUCGUCGUCGGCCAGCGCUCAGCAGCCGCUGAUCGUAGCGCACGAACGGCUGGAGAACAUGCGCUUCCCGUUAACAGCGCUGGAGUCGCAACAGUUUGCCAACAGUCGGGCCGUACUGUUGAUCAUCAGUCCCGACCUUCUGGACCACGUGGACGCACACGCGGACGUCUACGAGUUGACCCGACUCUUGCCACCCAAACGCACCGUUUGUAUGCUCUGUGGCGUACAGGAGACGGAUGUGUCGAGUUUCCAUCGAGCUGCCCUGGUCACUUUUGAUCAGUGGCAGUGUCUGGUGGCCAGGGAUCAGGACAAGGAGUUUGUCGAGACGGAUGUGUCGAGUUUCCAUCGCGCGGCCCUGGUCACUUUUGAUCAGUGGCAGUGUCUGGUGGCCAGGGAUCAGGACAAGGAGUUUGUCGUUAGUGUGAUUCAAGCGGUUCAACAUGUGGUACAACAGGCGGCCGAACAGUCCGCCGCUAAACCGCAGUUUAAGUUGACUCCACGCAAAGUGAAAGAGGCAAAUGGAAAGGUGUUUAUACUACUGGACAGUCCGGUCAGCGAUAAGCAACAGAUUGAUAUACUGGUCGACGGAUGCGGUGAUAAUCAGGUCUCUGUGAAGUGGAAGAAUGCCUACACAUUAUACUUCAUUCUACCGGAAAACAUGCUGAGAGUGGCCAAAGUGAUGAACAUAUCGCUGAUAUGCGACACCAAACACUUCAUGGGCACCCGACCCCUCAAAUGCGAGACCCAAAUGAGUGAACUCCACGGCCUGUUGUCGUCCGUCAACUCUCCCUUC
Molecule: messenger RNA, 938 nt
Organism: Medioppia subpectinata
Lineage: Eukaryota; Metazoa; Arthropoda; Arachnida; Sarcoptiformes; Oppiidae
Source: the annotation of a GenBank genome assembly